This is a messenger RNA of Apis mellifera (honey bee), 4255 nucleotides long. It is a transcript of the gene CARPA, whose product is annotated as carbonic anhydrase-related protein 10. The coding region runs from base 436 to 1428 and encodes 330 amino acids. Gene Ontology annotation, molecular function: carbonate dehydratase activity; zinc ion binding. The transcript is spliced from 10 exons. The record is from RefSeq and is a predicted model, not a curated record. NCBI's taxonomy places the organism in Eukaryota, Metazoa, Arthropoda, Insecta, Hymenoptera, Apidae.
CGAAAAGAGACGGAUUUCAACGGAGAGUAUUCGAAUCACUGUCGAAUCUACUGAAUCUGGUUAUCUGUCGGCCCGAGUCUGCUCGAGUAACCGUGAUCUCACGAGUUUGUCGUUCGAUCUUUAUCGAGGUUCGAUACUCUUUGAUCGUUGGCACUCGCUGUUAUUAUAUUUGGAAAGUAAAGUGGGCAGAAGAAUUCGGAGCUCCUUACCGGAGACAGAUUCUUCUCGGCCAAGAUGAUAAGAAAUGGCAGGAUCGCGAUGAACGUCCGGCUGCCCCUGGUCGACUGAUCGUCAAAGACAAAUCGAGAAAGGGCGAGGGGAGGCUUUCUUUUGCACCAGCGGGAUUGAAAAAACGAUGUACGAGAGGAGCAAGUGAGAAUUCCUUUUUUUGCGUGUUCUCCCCCUUUUUUUUCGGUGAUCUCUAUCACAGAGAAGAUGUGCCUGCGACACUUGCUACUCUGCCUGCUGGUGGGUGUCAUCGUCAUCGUGAACGAAUCCGAGGCCAGUUGGGACGAAUGGUGGACCUACGACGGAAUUUCAGGACCUGCGUUUUGGGGACUGAUAAAUCCCCAAUGGUCUUUGUGCAGCAAGGGAAGGAGACAGAGCCCUAUCAACAUCGAGCCUGACAAGCUUCUCUUCGACCGCCACUUGAGACCCGUGUUGGUCGACAAACACAAGGUUUCCGGCCAUUUGUACAACACCGGCCAGUUCCUGGUGUUCAGGGCCGAUCGGGAGGCGAAGGUGCGGGUCAAUAUAACGGGUGGGCCGUUAGCUUAUCACUAUCAGUUCGAGGAGAUCUACAUACACUAUGGGAUGGAUAACGAUCAUGGAUCGGAGCAUCGCAUUAAUAAUUACGCUUUCCCCGCCGAGAUACAAGUGUACGGGUACAACGCGGAAUUGUAUCACAAUAUGAGCGAGGCGCAGCACAAGAGUCAGGGGCUGGUGGCGAUCUCGUUGAUGGUGCAGCUAGGAGAGACGUUAAAUCCUGAACUGCAGAUUAUAACCAGCGUGUUCAACAAAGUUAUAUAUCGAGGCGAUGCUGCGCCCGUACGUCACCUGUCUUUGAAGAGCCUCCUUCCAGACACGAACGGUUACAUGACUUACGAGGGCAGCACGACUCACCCCGGUUGUUGGGAGACGGCUGUAUGGCUGAUCCUCAACAAACCUAUUUACGUAACAGCGCGAGAGCUUUACGCACUAAGGAAACUAAUGCAGGGGCCUCCGACCACCCCGAAGGCGCCCCUGGGAAACAAUUCGAGGCCGUUACAGGAUCUUCAUUACAGGACUAUACGGACGAACAUCGAUUUUCGCAAGAGACCAGAUGCGAAGUGUCCGUCGAUGGCCCAGGACAUGCACUAUAGAGAUGACUUUUUCUUUCCAGCGAACACGUGGCAGGACGAUGGCUCCCUCUCGCACAACGUCGUCUGAAUCGGCCUCCAAACGCGAAACCGCAGAGACAUUUCCGGCUUUCAACGCGACAGGUUCACGCGGAUAUUUUCCUAAAAAACCGUUGUGCAUAAGCUUGAAGCAUGGUCACGAGAAAAACUUCAGGGGAACGCUCGAUUCGUCCAAUUGCAGAUAUUCAAUUCCAUCGAUCCUUUCCAUCGAUCGUCGCCGAGGGACGACGAAGAUUGGAGGGAUAAUAGGAUUAAGAAAAUUCUAAUUAAUUAACACGUGUCCCGAAUUUCGAGUUCUCAGAGAUGUUCUGUUUGAUUUCGAGAAUAGAGAUAAAUCGAUAGUGAAAUUUUGUGAGAAAUUCGUCAGGGGAGAAAAAAAUUUUCAUCGAUCCUCUUCGUUCCAGGGACAAAGUUUCGAGGAUAAUUCCAAUGAAUAUUAGCGAAAGAACGCUGUCGCUGUCACGUACAACUUGUUCAAAUUAACGCAAAAUUUUACAUUCUCAAACAGUUAUAUUUUACCAGUUUUUAAUUCCAAAUAGCCCCUUUUUUUUUCGCAACAUCCUCCAAAAAGAAAAGAAAUUACACGAAAAUUUCAACUGUACGAGACACGAUGUGAUGAAAUAACGAAAAUGCGAUAAUUGCAAUAAGAAACGAACGAUCGAUCGAAGGUGUACGCGUUUCGAGGAGGCGGCGAUUUGCCUCGUUUCCCCGUUGCAGCUGCAUCCCCGUUCCUCGCGAAAGGGGGUGGAAGAUUCACGAGCUAGCAGGGACGGGUUCCAGAGGCGGCUCGUUUCUCGAGCUAUCGCGACCGGACCGAUUCUGACGGGGAUGAUAAGUGUGUUUGAGCGCAGCUGGAAUUUGUAUUUGUCGCCUGAACACCAUCCGGAAAUCGUUCUCGUCGUUCUUUCGGGGGAUGAAGAGGGGGGGCGCCUCGAAAUCGAGGCGGGCGUGCAAUGGAAAUAUUUCCUUGGAUGCUCGCCUCGACCGACGUCCAACGCCUCUAAUUGAUCGUGUUCUCCUCGUCCACGAUUUAAUCCGAUUCAACGUGUAUUUUUCUGCAAACGGAUUCUUUCUAUCCGGUGGUCAGAUUCGAAAGUAAGGAGACCUCGUUCGAAAUGGUGAUUCUUUCUUUUUUUUCUUUUUUUUAAUUAAUUUUUUUAUAAAUAAAAUGUAACAGAUAUCUGCACGAAUUGUUUUCAGUGAUCGUUGGCUGUGGAUUACGCGAAAUCUAAUAAAUGUUAAACGAAAAUGGAUUUCAAGAGUAAGGCAAGUUUCUUUCAUUUUUUGUUUGUUGGUAAUAAUUUUUACGAAUAAUCUGAUCGACGAAUGAAAUUUUCAAUGUUUCUUCUGCUUAACUUAAUAAUAAAUUCGUGGUUCAAUUUUUCUAUCGUCGUAUCUCACGAGACUUAAGUUAAUUAUAUUUCGAAUAUAUUUUUGUAUCGCUAUCAUCGAUUCGAUUCUUUAUAUUUCGAAUCAAUACGAAUUUCAAUCACAGAGAAAUCAGUCUCGCUUACUUUUAGAUCGGACACGUGGAUUACGAUUCGAAUGGAAAACUUGAAAUUCUUCUGCAAAAUUCGAGGUAUUACCAUACCAGGGGGAAAAGUUUGAGAAAAGUUUCUACAAGUAGUAAAACGAUAGAAGAUUUGCCAUGAUUGUAUAUAUAUAUAACGUGAACGUGAUCGCUUUGCGAAUCUACUAAUCCGAACUCUUCUCAUAGUUUUAUCGCAGAAAAAUCGCAGAAUUAUUUUUUAGCGAGAUAAAUCGAAAAAUCAUUGAUGUGCGGUAGGUUUAUUCAACACUACGAAUAAUAAUAAUAAUAAUAAUGAUUAAAGAAAAAGAAGAAGAAAAAGAAAAAAAAAGAAACACUCGCCACAUAAUUCUAUAUUUAGAAAAUAAUUCGACGAAAAUUUCGACGAAAAGAAAAGGAAAUAAAAGAAUAAUUUUGUUCGACCGUUUACAAAGUGUAUGUAAAGUAUAAUAGUUAAAAACUUCGCCAAAGAGUGACCACGUAUAUCGUCCUUCCCGCGAUAUUUUUUUAUUUAACAAUCAAAGAACAAUCGUGUGCCUGUCGCUAUUAGCAGAGAGAGAGAGAGAGAGAGAGAGAGAGAGAGAGAGAGAAAGAGAGCGAGAAAGAGAGAAUGCUCGUUCCGCUUCUGAAUAAAAAAAAAAAGAGAGGAAGAAAAAAUAAAUAAAUAAUAAUUCAUCGAUUAAGUAGGAUACGAAUGUGAAAUUUUGUCGACUUACUUGACAGGUUUUUGUCAAUUAUUUUGUAGCCAAUAUACGUAAACGAGAGAGAGAGAGAGAGAGAGAGACGAGAGAUGAACGAACGACGAUUAGAAAACGUGUCAAUGUAAGGAAAUUUUUGAAAAACGAGAAAGAAAAAAAAUUUCCUCGAGCGGAACGAGCGAUUCGAAGAAGAAUAAUUGGAUGUUUUAGGGGGAUGAGAGUGAGAAAGGGUGAGAAGUUAGAGUGAAAAAAAAAAUGAAAAAAAAAUGAAAAAAAAAAGAAAAGUGAGAGAAAUAGAGUCGCGUGCUAGACCAACAACCGCAAGCGCGAGGAAAAAAAUAAGUGAAUAAAUAAAUAAAUUGGAUUGUUCGUAGCUUUAGCCGAAUGGACGAAUGAUCCAUCGCUUUUGUAUAUAAAAAAAAAAAAAAUAAAAAUACAGGAUACUAAGAGGAAAACGUAAGAAAAGGAACUAACUAAUUAAAUAGGCGUAAGCAGAUUUAAGAGGAUACUUUAGAGGGGGAAAUGGAGAAAACUGUGUAUAGAAACUAACAUUGUAUCAUACGAAAGUGAAAAGUGUUUAAACGAUUGUGGUUAAUGACUAAUGAUAAUAAUAAACGCAACGUUAUAUUGUA